Molecule: messenger RNA, 1241 nt
Organism: Carlito syrichta (Philippine tarsier)
Lineage: Eukaryota; Metazoa; Chordata; Mammalia; Primates; Tarsiidae
Product: cardiomyopathy-associated protein 5-like
Exons: 5
Coding region: 1-717 (238 amino acids)
Molecular function (GO): protein binding
Source: RefSeq, a predicted model, not a curated record
AUGGAGAUAAUGAAGCUAAAAAUAGGGAAGGGUCCUGCCCACUUUAUUACGGAACAUCAAAAAUCUUUCUCUGGAAUCAAAGGACUCCAGCUGAAAGUGAACCUCCAACCCAAUGACAAUUACUUUUUCUAUGUGAGAGCCAUCAAUACAUUUGGGACAAGUGAGCAGAGUGAAGCUGCCCUCAUCUCCACCAGAGGAACCAGAUUUCUCUUGUUGAGAGAAACAGCUCAUCCUGCCCUACAGAUUUCGUCAAGCGGGACAGUGAUCAGCUUUGCUGAGAGGAGACGGCUGACAGAAAUCCCGUCCGUGUUGGGAGAGGAGCUGCCUGCGUGUGGCCAGCAUUAUUGGGAGACCACCGUCACAGACUGCCCGGCGUAUCAACUCGGCAUCUGCGCCAGCUCAGCUGUGCGGGCUGGUGCCCUGGGACAUGCGGAGACCUCGUGGUACAUGCAUUGCUCUGAGCCCCAGAGAUACACAUUUUUCUACAGUGGCAUUGUGAGUGACGUCCAUGUGAGUGAGCGCCCGGCCCGGGUGGGUAUCCUACUGGACUAUGGAGGCCAGAGGCUGCUCUUUAUCAACGCGCACAGCGGGCAGCUGCUCUUCAGCAUUCGGCACAGGUUUAAUGAGGGCGUCCACCCGGCCUUCGCCCUGGAGAAGCCAGGAAAGUGUACUCUGCACCUGGGGAUCGAGCCCCCGGAUUCUGUGAGGCACAAGUGAUCUCAGCUCUCAGAAUUUGCAAGAGCAGUCCUUGGACUGUGGACUCUGUCAUUCUUCUUCUUGGGUGCUGUACAGCAUUCAGAAAGUCUCCCCGACAAGCCCACACAGCCCCACAUGAGCCAGCCUGCGAGGAAGCCCUGACGGGCAGAGCAGCAAGUUCAGAGGAUGAACACAGCCCAUCUCUGUGUGAGCUCUUUCCUCAAUUAAAAGGUCCUAUUCUUGACUCGGGAACCAAAAUAGAGACAUGGCCCUGUUUUAUCAGCGAGAUAACUCCUCUGAUGGCGAGGCUGGCAUAGAGGGAGGCCUUGCUUGUAAGACCCCUCCUCUGACAGAGACACAGACGCUUUCCAUACACGUCACUUUCAGGCACUAGAGAUCUACACUAUCUGAUCUACAUUUACAGUGAACUCUUUUGUAAUAAUGUAUACUGUAGAACAUGAGUCUCUUUCUCUGAAAUUUUAAAUGCAGGGUAGUACUAGAAAUUUCAGUUUUGUUAAAUAAAUGGUUAGCGUAUUUAAAACCAA